This is a messenger RNA of Gracilinanus agilis (Agile Gracile Mouse Opossum), 4391 nucleotides long. RefSeq names its product synapse defective Rho GTPase homolog 2 (gene SYDE2). Gene Ontology annotation, biological process: signal transduction. The transcript is spliced from 7 exons. The record is from RefSeq and is a predicted model, not a curated record. The annotation marks the transcript as partial. NCBI's taxonomy places the organism in Eukaryota, Metazoa, Chordata, Mammalia, Didelphimorphia, Didelphidae.
CCCGCCGGCCCCGAGGGCGAGGACACGGGCCCGGCCGCCCCCUGCGCGCGCUCGCCCCGCGGCCGCGGCUACGGCAGCAGCUUCGGGUCCCCGCUGUCCCGGCGGCCCACCUCGGGCGGCCGCGUCCUGUUGGUGGAGGAGAGCCCGGACCUGGAGGACGAGGACUACUAUGAGAACCUGCCCGGUCCCGAGGGCGAGGGCGAGGGCCCGGUCGACCCCGUUGCAGCGACCGCCGCCUCCUCCUCGGCCGCCGGCUCCUCCCCGGGGGCGGGCGGCGGCCGCCUGGAGACGGGCCGGCUGCGCUCCCAGCUCCAGGAGGCCUAUUAUUUACUCAUCCAGGCCAUGCACGACCUGCAGCAGGUGUCCCCGCCCCAGGCGCCGUGGACAGGGUUAGAGGGGCACCGCCACCCGGCUGCUGCUCCUCCGCCUCCCUCUCCAACUCCGUCUGCUCCCCCUCUUCUCUCCUCUCCCCCUCCUCUCUUUCCCCCUCUGCCUCCUCCCUCCCCUCCCCUCCCUCCACCUCCUCCCUCUCCUCUCCCACUGCGUCCCCUUCCUCGGACGCGGUUGCUUUGCAGCCGGAGCCUGGAGAGCUUCCCCAUCUGUGCCCCUUCGCCUCUGCAGAGGUGGUCCAGCGAUAGCGCAGUCCCGUCCAGUGCACCGCUGGCCUCUCCGCCGUCCAGCUGUGCUGGCCGGAACGGAGACGCUCCCGAGCCACGUGGAGGGACGAUGGAUAGCCCAGGACCCGGCUGCGCCUCCCUAGCGGGACCAGCUGGCUGCAUGGGGUUGCUUCCCUCGAAGAGGGGAAACGGGACAGCACUGAUCAGGGACUCUGGCUCCUCAGAGAGCCCUUUCAGCGAUCCAGCGGCGCCCUCUGGGCUACAUCGGAGUAAAGGGGACGUCCCCGAGGGUCCCUUCUUCAAACCCCCAGUGAUAACCGUAAAGAAGCUGCAGAAGUGGAUGUACAAAGGACGCCUGCUAUCUCUGGGAAUGAAGGGACGCGUUAGUGGUUCGCCGGCCCCCAAAGUUCUUGACACUCAGGCUGCCCCACAGUGCCUUGGAGUAUUGAAAAUGCAAGAAAGCAAAACCCAUCCUGUACCUCCAGACCAAAGAAUUAUGCUGUCAGAUUUAAUUGAAAAUGUUUACAUAUCUUCAAUGAAGAAAAGAGAACUUAAAGGUUUAAAGGACAGUGAACUGAAUGAACAGAGGUCACAUAACAGAAUCACAGUUUCUAAGAAACGCAAUUGGCUACAUCAGAGUACUUUAAAGUCUCCUAAUCAGGAAGAAGAAUCUAAGAAGACUCAAGAGAUCACCCAUUUAUUCAAAUCUCCUUCAUUAUCUCAACAUCACCGACCAAAAACUGUUCACAAAGCUACAAACUCUUCAUUGUCAAGAAAUUAUACUUUAGAAUUUAGUGAGGAAAAUGAUGCAGACGAUGAAGGUGAAAUAUGGUACAACCCAAUUCCUGAAGAAGAUGGCCAUAUCUUAUACAGUGUUGCUAGUUCUGGGGAGCCAAAUUCUGUUAAUUUGGGUAUUUCGGCUCUCACUUUGAAAGUAUCAUCUGGAAACGACUUGGCAAAAACAGUGAGACAUGUUGAAAACUUGCCAUUUUCUCCUGAACAUGUGAAUGUUCAGAUAGCACAACCAAAUGAAAUUAAUCAGGUAGAUUCCAUGUGUUCUGCAGAAUUUGUACAGCUGAAGAAGCAGAGGUUUGGUUGUAGGACUCAAGACAGUUCUCUGGUUGAAGAAAAUCCCAUUUUAAAAUCAAUUACAGGUCCUGGAAUUCCAGUUGCUACAAGUAAGUCUGAAUUAAGUAUGUCUGAAUCAUCUCCUCCGAGCCCUAAUCCUGCAAAAAAAGGUGGCUCCAUCAAUUGGUCUUUUCCAGAUAAAAUCAAGUCUCCAAAAACUGUAAGGAAACUUUCCAUGAAAAUGAAAAAGUUGCCAGAACUAAGCCGAAAGCUUAGCGUCAAAGGAACCUUGGGCCAUAUACACAGUUCACAUGGCCCCUCCUCCCCAUCGAAAUGUAACUGUCCAGGUCGGAGCCACACAAUCACUUUACCUUCUGGAAAUACCAUCCCUGCUGCCCAGAGAAAUGUGAUAAGCCGGUACCACCUGGACAGCAGUGUCUCUUCUCAGCAUAGCUUCCCAAAGGAGAAUUCUUCGAGUUCUAAAUCUACCUGCAAAGGCGGUUAUCUCAGUGAUGGAGACUCCCCUGAACUUAUAAUUAAAUCAGGCAAACGUGGAUCUGAAAACAAACAUUUGAGAGGAAAGGAAAUAUUUCCAAAUAGUAGUAACAAAACUGAAAUCGACAUCGAUGCUUUUAGACACUACAGCUUUUCUGAUCAGCCCAAGUGUUCACAGUAUCUCUCUGGACUCAUGAGUGUGCAUUUCUAUGGAGCAGAGGAUUUAAAGCCACCAAGGAUGGAUUCAAAAGAUGUCUUUUGUGCAAUUCAGGUAGACUCAGUCAACAAAGCAAGGACAGCGUUGCUUACGUGCCGGACAACCUUUCUGGACAUGGACCACACAUUCAACAUAGAAAUCGAAAAUGCGCAGCACUUAAAGUUAGUGGUGUUCAGUUGGGAACCAACACCGAGGAGAAAUCGUGUAUGUUGUCACGGGACUGUCAUCCUCCCCACGUUAUUCAGAGUGACCAAGACACACCAACUGGCUGUCAAACUUGAGCCCAGGGGACUUAUUUAUGUGAAAGUGACUCUUAUGGAACAAUGGGAGAAUUCUCUUCCAGGUCUAGAUGCCAAUCGAGAACCAGUAAUAUUUGGGGUAGAUGUUCAAAAAGUGGUGGAAAAGGAAAAUGUAGGAUUGAUGGUGCCCCUGUUGAUGCAGAAAUGUAUUAUGGAAAUCGAAAAGAGAGGCUGUCAGGUAGUAGGCCUAUACCGAUUAUGUGGUUCAGCAGCGGUCAAGAAAGAACUUCGAGAGGCAUUUGAGAAGGAUAGCAAGGCUGUUGGUCUAUGUGAAAACCAAUAUCCAGACAUAAAUGUAAUCACAGGUGUCCUUAAGGAUUACUUAAGAGAACUCCCUUCUCCUUUGAUAACCAAGCAGCUCUAUGAGGCAGUGUUAGAUGCCAUGGCCAAAAAUCCUUUGAAAAUGACUGGAAAUGGGUGUGAGAAUGACCCAAACGACUCUCAGCACACUGUCGAACUUCUGGAUUGUUUGCCUGAUAUUGAAAAGGCAACCUUGAAGAUGCUGUUGGAUCAUCUGAAAUUAGUGGCUUCUUAUCAUGAAGUUAACAAGAUGACUUGUCAGAAUUUAGCAGUGUGUUUUGGACCUGUAUUGCUGAGUCAAAGGCAAGAGACUUUGCCUCAUAACCACAGAGUCUUUACUGAUUCCAAAGAACUUGCCAGUGCUCUGGAUUUCAAAAAACACAUAGAGGUUCUUCAUUACCUUCUCCAGCUGUGGCCAGUGCAACGUUCAAAUGCCAAAGACCCCCCCGGCCACGCGCUCCCAGAGCAGGAGUCUUUGCACUGUCUGCGGCGGAAGAAGCAGCGCCCACACGUGCUGAACUUGAGUGGCCCCGAGGGCUGCGGAGUGCUGCGGCCGCGGCCGGCCCGGCUGGACAGCCCCCUGAGCAAUCGGUACGCAGGAGACUGGAGCCGUUGUGGUGAAAACUACUUUAUUAAGCCAAAAGAAAAUGUGAAUGAAGUAGAUUAUGAUGACGUUCCUUCGGAGGAUACAGAAAGCGGGGACGACGGCAGCAAAGGCGAAGGGCCCGACGGAGCGGCCGAACGGCCGGAGCCCGUCCCCGGAGAGUGCACUCUGCAGAGGUACUUGGCCAUGCAGACCAUGGAUGCUUCCGUGGAUCGAGCCGUGAAUCUCAGAGAUUUACAAGAAAGUAUUGAUAUUUUAAUUGGAAACCUGGAGCGCGAGCUCAACAAAAACAAGCUCAACAUAAGUGUUUGAAUCCUAGGGAUGGUCCUGUGAUAUCCCUGAGCUUCCUUUCUCCUUCCCUCCUCCUCCUCCCGACGAUGCUCUAUUUUUGAUGCCUACUAAUAGUUCCUGCUUACAUUUUGCCGCGCAUUUAGACAUUCCAUUCAUCAGUGUAAGUUUCUCGGCACUCGUUGCAAACUUGAUCUGGGAUCAAAGAUGACUUAAGCUUUCUGUGAAUAAAGUAACACUAUUUCUUAUCACGUGUUGUGGAUGUUGAUGAGAAAAUGCACUUAUAACAUUCCUAGAUGUUCUCUGACAUUGGUGCUUUGUGGAAGCGGCCUCUGUCUUUCCCGAAGCGGCACAACUACAACGGAGACAGACAUUCCUGGUGGAGGAAGGGAGCGGUUCAGCUGCUUAGCCGGUGUUCUGCAGCAAGAACUGAUGUAGAUCGAUUCACCAUUGGGUCACAUUUCAUUUGCAAUGCAAAGGCUGCUAUGAUAAAAAUCUUUUAU